AUGCUGAAACUUGGACUUGUUCUGCUGCUGGCGGCCACUGUGUAUGGCUGUGGCACGCCCACCUACCAGCCCAGCAUCAGCAGGGUGGUGAACGGGGAGGACGCCCGCCCCUACAGCUGGCCCUGGCAGAUUUCGCUGCAGUAUAAAAGUGGAAGCAACUUCUAUCACACCUGUGGCGGCACCCUGAUCGCCCCCAACUGGGUGAUGACUGCGGGGCACUGUAUUGGGUCUCGCACGUACCGCGUGGUUCUGGGCGAGUACGACCUGACCCAGCAGGAGUACAACGAGCAGAUCAAGGACGUGCUGAGAAUCGUGGUGCACCCCGGCUGGAACAACAACUGCGUGGCGUGCGGCAAUGAUGUUGCCCUGAUCAAGUUGGCCUCCAGCGCCACCAUCAACGACAAGGUGCAGGUGUCCUGCAUUCCCCCUGAGGGCGACCACGUGGCCCACAACGAGCCCUGCUACAUCACUGGCUGGGGCCGCCUGUACACUGGCGGGCCCAUCGCCUCCAAGCUCCAGCAGGCCCUGCUGCCCGUGGUGGACCACCCUGUGUGCAGCCAGAGUGACUGGUGGGGCAGCACGGUGAAGCCUAGCAUGAUCUGCGCUGGGGGAGACAUCCGCUCAGGCUGUAACGGAGACUCAGGUGGUCCCCUGAACUGCAAGGGCAGGGAUGGCAGGUGGUAUGUGCAGGGCGUGACCAGCUUUGUGUCAUCCCGCGGCUGCAACACCAUCAAGAAGCCCACCGUCUUCACACGCACCUCCUCCUUCACCAAGUGGAUCACCGAAACCAUGCUGUACUAUUGAGGAGCUACUGACGAUACCCCUGGAUCUUUGGCAGACCACUUGUUAUAAAAACAAGAAGUCACCUGAAAA
This is a messenger RNA of Megalops cyprinoides (Indo-Pacific tarpon), 873 nucleotides long. Its product is annotated as proproteinase E-like. Gene Ontology annotation, biological process: proteolysis. Gene Ontology annotation, molecular function: serine-type endopeptidase activity. The record is from RefSeq and is a predicted model, not a curated record. The transcript has 8 exons. NCBI's taxonomy places the organism in Eukaryota, Metazoa, Chordata, Actinopteri, Elopiformes, Megalopidae. The coding region runs from base 1 to 804 and encodes 267 amino acids.